AACCCCGGUGCCGCGUCCCCUCACAGGCCCGCGGCCCAGCGCCUCCUCGCUCUGGGACCCUCCGGUCUCUCGGCCUCUUUAGCCACUGUGCUGGUCCUCCUCUAGCGACCUGUCCCCUCCCUCGGCAGCAUGGCACACCUCCUGGGCCACCCCGGCUGCAUGGAGAGCCUGCGGGCCGACCUGAGGGACCUGCAGGCAGCCAUCGCCCAGGUCUUCUCCCGGGCCGGGGCCGCGCGUUUCCCCUCCUGGAAGUUCCCCGACAAAGUGUCCUGUGAGCUGGAUGUGGCCGCGCUGCUGGAGCGGUACCGCUACAGCGAGGACGACGCCGAAUUCACCCAGCACUCCCACGUUGUGCUGCUGGAGCUGGUGAUAGACAGGCUGCUGCUGUUGCUUCAGAGCUUCACCAGCUACACAGAAAACCUGCUCAGCGAGAGAGCCAUCCCCCCUGUGCAGGCAGUGGGACCCUGCAUGUCCGCGGGGCUGACGGUGAGGAGGUACUGGUGCAGCAUGCUGAAACUGGGGGCCUCCUACCAGCAGCUCCUGGCUGAGAAGAAAGCUUGCAAGAAGGAGAUCCCCACACUGCAGUCCACUCCCCAGGCUGGGAAACCUGAGGAGAGGCUGAAACACUGCUUGCCUGACGUUUUGGAGUUAAGAACUUGCACAGAAGCUGCCCAGUCCACUUCUCUGAGCCUGUCAUCGAGUGUCCACACACUGGGCAGCGACGCCUCGGGCAGCUCCCUGCCCAGGGCUGCCCGCAGCGUGGCCAAGCGCAGCUGCAGCAUCCCCACACAGAUGACUGGGUCAUCUCAGAGGCCCUGUGACACCUGCAGCAGUGCCCAGGCCAGCCUCCGCGAGGUCGGCAAAGCCAUCACCAGUGUCUGCCAGAGCCAAAACAUCCCCUCAGCUCUCGGCAGGUUUCAGGAGAUGGUAGAGGAGACCAUGGGGAAAAGGACCCUCUCUGCAAUGGACAUGAGCUACUGGGCCUCGGAGCAGAGCAAGGACCUCUCCCGGAUCAGCAAACACCUCCAAAUGCUGCUGGAGCAGGUCAACCCUCUGAAGUCUGAGCUGGAAGAGUCAGAGAAACAGAAGGACAAGCUGCAGAAACAGGUUGAGGACUUUUCCCGGUUGCUUCAGGCAGAGAAGGAGACCCAGUUGCAGCAGAGGAAGGAGGCUGAGCAGUGCCUGGAAGUAAAGAAGAAAGAGUAUUUAGAGGCUGUAGCCAGGCUGGAGCAGGACAAGGAUGACCUACAGAGAGGAGCUUCUCUGAUGGAAGAACGAUUGUCCGCUUUAAAGGAAGAGCUGGCUGUGAAGCAGGCCGCUGUGCAGGAGCUGGAGGUCACCAAGACUACCUUGCUGGAGGAGAUGAGGACCACGAUGGUGGCCAGAAGCCGGGUGCUGGAGCUGGAGGAGAAGGUGCAGCUGCUCACUGACCAGCGGGAGAGCCUGGGCCAGGAGCUGAGUGCCACCACCACCCAACUGGAGAAGGAGAAGGCCAAAGUGGAGAGCAUGCUGAAGCACCACGAGUCCCUGCAGGCCAAGCAGAGGGCCCUGCUGCAGCAGCUCGACAGCCUGGACCGGGAGCGGGAGGAGCUGCAAGCCAGCCUGGGAGAGGCCGAGGAGGACAAGGCCAGGCUGGCAGAGCAGCUGGAGGAGAGCCGGGAGCAGAGUGGGCAGCAGCUACGGGUGCAGCAGGAGCUGCUGGACAAGCUGCAGCAGGAGAAGCUGAGCCUGGAGCAGUCUGUCUCGGAGCUGCAGGCAAAUGUCUCCAGGCUGGAGGAGCAGGCGCGGGAGCUGCAGGAGCGGGAGAGGCUCCUGGUGUUCUUCCCCGAGCUCCACAUCCCUGCUGAGACGCAGUUUGAGAGCACCGGGAGCUUGACCGAGGACAUGGAGAAGCAGCUACAGGCCAACACCAUCCGGAUGAGCAUGCUGGAGCAGGAGAAUGUGCGGCUCAGGUCUGCGCUGGCCAAGGUGAAGGCGGCUGCUGAGCAGGGCGUGCUGAAGCUCGUCCCACAGACCCAGCUGUGGUCUCAGCUCAGCAGCCAGCGUGGCGGGGAGGCCAGCAGGCAUGACGCAGGGCGGCUGAGCAGCCGAGGCAGUGGGGACAGCACUGGGACGCACGGCUGGGCAGGCGAGGCCCGGCAGCGACUGCCCAGCAGCCAGCGGUCAAAGCUGCUCUCAGCAGAGCACCUGUGCGAGGCCGGACCCUGCCUCCCGCUCCGGGCUGAGGGCCUGGUGCUGAGCCACCCCGAGCUACGAGGGAGAGGCAGAGUGUGUCCCCCAGCCUUUCACCGCGCCGGUUACCACCGCAAAUAAACGCUCGUGAGACUAAGGCAGAAAUGUUCAGCAAGCCCUGCCCCGUGGGACCUCGUUACCUGCUCUUUGUGCACCAUGAAGGCGCCUUCCCUUGGGAAAACCAGCCUCUGCUCGUCCCCUCGAGCCCACGCACAGUGGGCACAGGAAGCCUGGGGAGACAGUUGCCACGGCUCAGCUACCAGCCACCCUCCAGCUGGUGCUUCGCUUUGUUUCCCCACACGACUGCGGCACCGAACGGGUCCAGGCUGUUUCCCCUGUUGUCACUCUGUUGGGCAACGUUGCGGUUUGUGGUGACACCGACGGCAGCAGCACGGAGAGCUGAGCUGGCACGGCCCUUUCUCUUCAAACUCAGCACAGCAGCCCCGGGAGAAGCCCUGCGGCAGGGCCCAGGCUGGCUUUUGGGAUGGACCCGCACGCAGGCAAUGAGCCCUUGGGGGAGGUGCUCCCUGGGCGAGCAGAGCUGCCCCUGCAGAGUCAGCGGAGCGGGGCCGGGGACAUUCCUGGCCGCUGGAGCUCGGCUUGCCCACAGCUAAGCUGCUGCUGGUGUCCCCAGCACUCUGUGCCAUCAGCCCGACAAUACCUGAGCACAGCGCAAGUUACCUCACGCCAGGGACUGUUCUCAAGAGACGACUGGGAUGUGGCCACGCUGCUUUGAAGAGGAAGGCAGAGCUGGGACUGGGGAUGAGGAGUGCGAGCUGCCCGUAGCUCACCGGCACAGCCGCAGCCUGGGAAAGCGGCUCACCCUGUGCUGCCGGCAGCCAUGGGCACCCAGAGGGGCCAGGGCCCACCGAGCCACUGGCACCCACCCUCCCCAAGCACCCUCACCAGCCACGGAGGGCAGCGGGAGCCACACAGCCCCAACACGAGACAUGGCAGCUUGUCCUUGCUCUGUAUUUAAUAGACAGACACGUGCGAUGCUGCAGCCCAGCAGCCUCUGGAAGAGGAGCCAGUCAGGGCUCGGGAUGUUCCCGGCCACCGCGGCACGCCCGUGUUCAGUCAAACGAGCCCUGUGUUUGCUCUCUGCAGCCAACUCGUGCCAUCCGUUCUAAUAAGUUAGUAUAAAUAAAGUGUUCAACCCCCCUGCC
Molecule: messenger RNA, 3398 nt
Organism: Tyto alba (common barn owl)
Lineage: Eukaryota; Metazoa; Chordata; Aves; Strigiformes; Tytonidae
Gene: CCDC157
Product: coiled-coil domain containing 157
Exons: 10
Coding region: 130-2313 (727 amino acids)
Source: RefSeq, a predicted model, not a curated record